Molecule: messenger RNA, 3324 nt
Organism: Cucumis sativus (cucumber)
Lineage: Eukaryota; Viridiplantae; Streptophyta; Magnoliopsida; Cucurbitales; Cucurbitaceae
Product: basic leucine zipper 43
Exons: 2
Coding region: 1349-1951 (200 amino acids)
Biological process (GO): regulation of DNA-templated transcription
Molecular function (GO): DNA-binding transcription factor activity
Source: RefSeq, a predicted model, not a curated record
UGUUUUAUCUUUCCAUGAAAUUCCGAUUAGUUUAGUAAUUGUAUGGAGGGAAAAAAAAAGUUUGGUUUCGUAAAGUAGGUCAUACGAGACUUUGUUAAUUGCUAUCAACUUUUUGAUCUAAUCUUUGUUGUAAACUAAACUAAUUUGCAAGUGGGUUUCAAGUAGAAGAGGCGAAAAGAAGAGGAAGGAUUGGAUAUGCAAAUGGGAAAAUUUUGGAUUAAAGUAUUUAUGUGAAUAAUUUAUUGUUAGAACUAUGGGAAAGCUUGACUUAGGUGUGCUAUUGCGGACACUUGGUGGAGUCGUGUGCUUAAAUAAUCAUUUGGAUAACAUUGGAGCUUAUGACAUUAAGAGCAAUUUUUCUGUUCCUUUUGGAGUUUCUCGACUUUAUUACUUUAAGUAUGAUAAAUGGGUGGAGAGGAAGAAGAUUGACACGACUUUUUUAAUCCAAGUUUUUCUUUUUUAUUGGGUUGGUAUACGGUACAACAAUUAUGCUUUUUCAACGUUGAAAGAACACAUCCAAGUUUAGGACAAGGUUUAGUAUUUCUUGUUAUGACGCAUGCAAGUGAAUGAAACAAAAAGGGAAAAAUGCAACCACAGCCAAUCAAUAUGAAUGGAAUGGUAGCCAACGCAAAGCCAAAUUUUUGGUAUGGUUUUAUGCAUAUACUUCACAGACAAGGUCUUUGAUGAAAUGCUUAAGAGAAAUAGAUGAAGCAGCGAUUUAGGUAAAUGAUGCAAACAACCUAAAUGGGUCCCUCCAACCCAAUAUUUUCAGUGCUUAAUGAGUCAUCAGAAGUCUAAUUAAAUUGGUUAUCAGAACUUAAAAAUUGUUACUUGAGAAUUUGCCUUUUUGUAUUAACUUUUACUACGUCAUUGGUUCAUAAGGUCAGGUGUUAUUGGCUGCUUGAGUUUAAUGCAUUAUGCUUCUGUAGUCUGGCGGUGAGAAUCCUAAAGGAAAAGUUCUCGCCUGAGAUUGACUUUUAUCACCAUUAAUCUUUUGUUUAACUUUUGAAUUGUUUCACCCAUGACAUGAUUUCUUCUGUCACUUAUGAGCAUAUAUGUAUAUGCCAUAUGUGCCUGCGCGUGUUUAUAUCCACAUUAGUUGCAUAUCAAGCACCAUAUAAAAGCACUAGAGCUGCACACUAAUAGGGUCAUUGUAAUAAUUUGUUUAAACCUUAUGCUCAUGUAAGCCUCCUAACAACUGUAGCUUUACUUUGCUAAAUUGGCCCACUUUUCCAACUUUAUCAUCCUAUAAAAACCCAUCAGUCCUCCUGCUCGUAUUCCUUGUCUUACCAUCAGUAAUCUGCUAGACAAACCCUCUGAAGCCACCACUAUCAAAAGAAUUCCAAAUAUGCUUCCUGGUGAAAUAUCUGGCAUCCAGUUUUUUCCAUCCGAAAACUCUUUUCAAUUUCCUUCAAACAUUGACAUGAUGCAGAAUAGCUUUCAAACUCUCCAUCAUUUCAAUGGCUUCUUAGGCAACCUCCCGAUGUCUCACGUCCCCCAUCCCAGCCAUGAAUUCCUUAAACAAUCCUCAAGUUUUAGCUACAACUCAACAUCUGAUGAUGCAGAGGAACAACAGAAGAGUAUUAUUGAUGAAAGAAAGCAGAGGAGAAUGAUUUCUAAUAGAGAAUCAGCUCGUAGAUCGCGGAUGAGAAAACAGAAGCACCUUGAUGAGCUUUGGUCUCAGGUACUUCGGCUUCGCACUGAGAACCAUAAACUGAUAGACAAGUUGAACCAUGUAUCUGAUAACCACGAAAAGGUUCUUUUGGAGAAUGCCAGGCUCAAGGAAGAAGCCUCCGACCUUCGUCAGAUGCUCACUGACCUGCAAAUUGGCAGCCCUUACACUCCUUGCUUGAGUAUCCUCGAAGAUAUUCCCUGCAACACUGCACAUCUCAGAGCUGAAUCUUCAUCAUGCCAGUCCAUCGCCAACUCCAUAGAUAACCUACUCCAUUGAGGAUAAAUCUUUUAACUCUCUGAUAAGAACUUCUAGUUCUUUUUAUCUAGUUUUCUGAUUAGUCAUUAGUCUUUGCCUUGAGCUUGUAUGAGAUCAGUACUAGAAUAAGAUUGUUUCAAUUUUCAACCAUAGGUUCAAUCCGAAGUCUACUCAGUAUCUGUUAAAAUUGCAUUCAUGAAACAAAGUACUCUCUGCCCGCCGCAUAUACAUAAUGAAGCUGGAUGAGCCAAAGUACCUGAAAAUGAUAUAAUCAUUUUAGAUCAUGGAUGCCUGAAUCAUAACUUCAUAAUUUUCCUUUUAAAACCCCACCAGCUUACAUCAUUAAAGUUCCACCAGAGGGAGAAAUGGAUAAGAAACAGGAAACAAUAUAACAGAGGAAGUAAGAUUUAUGUCCAGUGAGCAAAGUCUAUGGUGGAAAAACAGCCAAAAUUCUGCACAAAAUAAGAGGGGCACAAUAGGACAAGUCAUGGUGGAGGGCGCUGCUGUUAGUGGCUCAUCAUUGAAAUGAAUACCAUAAGAGGCCAAACUUUUGAAAAUGGUAUCCACUAAUACAAAAACACCCUAUUACCUUGCUUUUUUAAAAAAAAAGAAAUUUUGGAAGCUGAUUUAAACAAUCAAGCUUAACAGUUUAUAUCUUAAUUAUACUGUUCAAUCACGCAAAAACCUCAAAAGAAAGGAUUUGACUCUCUUUUUUCCUCUCCCUUUCUCCAUCGCUAGAUGUGGUAUUAGAAUUUGUUGCGUAACCUUGGUGUUAAAAUUGAAACAUUUCAGGCGGCACUGUUAAUCAACCAUAAGGAAUUGUCUUGAUCAGAGGUGACGUUUCAGAAUCAAAUUUGGCUCCAAAUACCGAGAACAACUUGAUGGAUUUGGAUAGGGAAAUCCUAUCACAAUCUCCUUAUUCAUCCCCUCUCUACAGCUUUCUUAAACGAAGGUUUCUUCAUUACUGCUGCUAUGUGGAGGGUAAAACAGUAGCCAGUUUUCUGCCAGAAGAUUGAAAUCGGAUCAUAUCCUAGAGCAAAAUAGAUCUGAUUUUAAUGGAUAAGGAUUAAGGAUCCGACAUGAUGAUCAUAUUUGUUGACAUACUUAUAUGAUAUACAGCCCAAUGGCCGCGAAAUGAAACACAUGUUCUCAAAAAUUGCUUUUGUGUAAACUGGAGUGCUUUUAUUUUUUCCAAAUUACCGUUAUUGAUGCUGUAUUUGAAUUUGUAUUGUUGAAUCUUUGUAUUUUCUUUUGUAUUCCUUGUCCAUUGUCGAUGAUAGCUUGACCUUGUAUUUGGUCUUGCUUAGACUGCUAUGGGCAUGCUGAACUUGUUGAGACGCACGGUUCUUCAAUUGAUCCUCUAACUCUUUCUACUAUUGUAUCUUUGUUUGUAA